Aspergillus brunneoviolaceus CBS 621.78 is the source of this 1725-nucleotide messenger RNA. Its product is annotated as acyl--CoA ligase. Gene Ontology annotation, molecular function: CoA-ligase activity. NCBI's taxonomy places the organism in Eukaryota, Fungi, Ascomycota, Eurotiomycetes, Eurotiales, Aspergillaceae. The record is from RefSeq and is a predicted model, not a curated record. The coding region runs from base 1 to 1725 and encodes 574 amino acids. The transcript has 4 exons.
AUGGUCUUUUUUCCGCCCAAGUGGGUAGGCGAAUUGCCUCCCAUCCCCGACACGGUCCCCCUCUGCGACUUCAUGCUCGACGAGCGAUAUGGGCGUGCUCCCAUCGACCAAUCGCCCGCUCCAUACGUUUGCAAUGUCACCGGCCAGGGUUACUCACCGGCUGAGAUCGUCCAGCGGGUGGAUUACAUGGCCCGGGCCCUUUCUCGCGAGUUGGGCUGGGAACCCAACACCGGGGCAGCAGAAGACAAAGUCAUUGGAAUCUUCAGUAUGAAUACGAUCGACACAAUGCCUCUGUCCUGGGCGGUGCAUCGAUUGUCGGGGAUAGUCUCGCCCGCCAACGCCGCGUAUUCGGCCUCGGAAUUGGCCUAUCAGAUGAGGGACUCCAAGGCCACGGUGCUUUUCACUUGUCUGCCCUUGUUGGCCACCGCGCUGGAAGCGACAGCCCAAGUCGGGAUCCCCCGUCAGCGCGUCUUCGUGCUCGAGACGCCCGUCGAACCGGGCCAGUCGCUCCCCGCCGCAGCAUCGGAGUUCGAGACGGUAUCACAAUUGGUCGCAGCAGGCCAGACGCUGCCCCCAGUAGCUCCGUUGAAAUGGCAGGCCGGGCAGGGUCGCCGUCAGCCAGCAUUUUUGUGUUAUUCCAGCGGUACUUCCGGGCUGCCGAAAGGCGUGAUGAUCUCCCACUACAACAUGAUGGCCAACAUCCUCCAGUUCAAGCAAUACGAUGAAUCGUCGGGGAUGCGCACCAAGGGCAAGUCCGAGGUGACGAGCUGUGUCUUGCCCAUGAGCCACGCCUACGGGCUGAACUACGUCGCGCACUACGCGGCCUACCGCGGCGACCAGACGGUGGUGUUCGCGCGCUUCCAGCUGGAGAGCCUCCUGGAGGCGACGCAACGUUUCAGAAUCACCAUUCUCCUCCUCGUGCCACCCAUCGUGCUGCGCAUCGCCAAGAGCCAGGAGCUGUGCCGACGGUAUGAUCUCAGCAGCGUGGUGGGACUCUUCACGGGGGCAGCUCCGCUGGGCGAGGAAAUCGAGGCAGCGGUGCGAGAGCAGUAUCCCGCCAUGAAUAUCGGUCAGGGCUAUGGAAUCACCGAAGCCACCACCGUAGUCGGCCUAACCCCCAUCAUCGACCAAUGGGCCGGCUCCGUGGGCUGUCCGAUGCCAGGCUCGCAGUGGAAGCUCCUCGACCCCGACGGCAGCGAAAUCACCUCCUACGACACUCCAGGCGAGGUCAUCAUCGCUGGCCCCAACGUGACGAUGGGGUAUCUCAACAACCCCAAAGCCACCGUCGAAUCCUACCGGGACGGCUGGUACCACACGGGCGACGUGGGCGUGAUGCGGCUGAGCCCCCAGGGCAACGAGCAUCUGUUCAUCAUCGACCGGAUCAAGGAACUGAUCAAAGUGAAGGGGCUGCAGGUGGCCCCCGCCGAACUGGAGGCGCAUUUGUUGGCGCACCCCGCCGUGGGCGAUUGCGCCGUCAUCCCCGUGCCCGAUUCCGAGGCCGGCGAGCUGCCCAAGGCGUUUGUUGUCAAAUCGGCGCAGACUGGACCGGAUGAUGCCGCCACCGUCCAGGCGAUUGUCGCGCAUGUGCAGGAGACCAAGGCCCGGCAUAAGUGGCUCAAGGGCGGCGUCGAGUUUGUGGAUCUCAUUCCCAAGAGUCCCAGUGGGAAGAUCCUGCGACGGUUGCUGCGCGAUCGGGAGAAGAAAUCUCGACAGGCGAAGCUUUGA